UUGUUUACGAUGACGUCACAACCACAUGACUGUGAGUGCUUCACGCCGGGUAGAAGUGUAACGAAUUCGAUGCGAGUUGUCAACAAAUCCUAUAACUUGGUUCAUGAAACGCGCUUACAAAAUAUUUUCACUGUGAAUAUUUAUUGUGUAAUGGUGCAAAGUGAGAGAGAGAGAGAGAAUAGCCCUUAGGGCAGAGUCAAUCCCGCCAGCAAAAAUAGGGAAAAGAAGGAGCGAUCUCACCUCUUCAGAUGUUGGUUUAAGUCCUACAAUACAUUCCUCAAAUAGGGCUUAGAAGAACAAAUUAAUCCAUCAACGUGUAGCAUUCAAUUUAUUCCGGACCAUUAAAGACGCCGCCUUCCGCGUAGAAUCAUACGUCAUCCUCGCCGCCAUAUUGGAUGGGUCAAUGCGGAGAAUAAAGAUGCCUCAUUCAUGUGCUGCGUUUAACUGUACCAACAGGUUUGCCGUCCAAACGAGAUCACAUGGGAUUACCUUUCACAGCGUCUACAGAAGACAGGAGUCAUCACAUAUCCAGGAAGCCGAAGUUUUCUCUAGUAAGAGAUGUCUGGAGUGGUUUUAUGAGUAUGCAGGUUGUGAUGAUGUGGUUGGACCAGAAGGCAUGGAGAAGUUCUGUGAAGAUAUUGGAGUGGAACCGGAGAAUGUGGUGAUGCUAGUAUUGGCUUGGAAACUGAAUGCUCAGAGUAUGGGCUACUUCACCCUGCAGGAGUGGCUUAAGGGAAUGGGUUCAUUGCAAUGUGAUUCAACUGAAAAACUCAGGAACUCUCUAGACUACCUGAGGUCUAUCCUCAACGAUGCUACGAGUUUUAAGCUCAUUUACCGAUACGCCUUUGACUUCGCCCGUGAGAAGGAUCAGAGGAGUUUAGAUCUAAACACUGCCAAGUGCAUGCUGGGACUCCUAUUGGGGAAAACCUGGCCACUAUUUCCUGUGUUUAACCAGUUUCUAGAGCAAUCCAAGUAUAAAGUAGUAAAUAAAGACCAGUGGUGCAAUGUUCUAGAGUUCAGUAGGACCAUUAACUUGGAUCUCAGCAACUAUGAUGAGGACGGGGCUUGGCCAGUUUUGUUGGAUGAGUUUGUGGAGUGGUACAAAGACCGAGAGAUGUCCUAGCAACAACCGUCAUUGCCUCUACCAUCACCAACAACUAGAAACUAAUCGGCAACAAGCACCAUGGCAUCAGUGACAAAAAUGACUUAGAAAUGGUCCUUACAAACAAAACAUAAUUGGACCAGGUGGGGCAAACUGUAGGUCUCCUGCCACUGAAUUGUGUGCGUGUGUGUGUGUAUGUAUGUGUGUGUGUGUGUGUGUAUGAGUGAAAAAGUGUCAGUGUUCCUUCAUAUAAUGUUCACAUGUUGCCCUUCUCAGAAGGGUUAUAUGUGAACGUCAUCACUGAUGAUAAAUAGGUCAAACACCACCUCAGCCGUAAAUUCUCACCUGAUGUCCUGAUCAACCUGCAAUGCAUCAUGGGAAAGCACAUGGCCAAGCUCAGUGCCAUGCCAUGCCACCCUACUGUGACGUGUCUAACUGUGAAUGUUUGAAUGGGUGUUUAAGAGGGGUGAUCUGUGAUAUUCCACAUCAUAGGGUAACUACCUAAAUACCCAAGUUCCCCUCUUAAACCUUAUGAAGUCUCAUUUAAAACACAAACUUGUAUAAGAAUCAUCUAUAAUGAUGAAAAAUUAAAAAACAAAAUAAUCAAAAUAGCCCUUGUUGCUGAUUAUGAUCUGAAGCACAGUGACCACACAUCAGAUCCUCACCUGUUGUAUUACAUUUCACCAUAAAAUGUCUCACUUUGCAAGAGAAAUAUUAUGAAGACAGUCUUUCCUUUAAACAACCUGAUUAAACAUUAUCACAGCAACUGCGAACUAUCAAUGAGAAAAGUGCUAAAUCGGCCCUCAAACUAUUUUCUGAAGCACUCAUUGCUAUUUAGUUGUACAGAUUAAUUUAAUUUGAUAAAUUACACAGGGUAAUUAUACAAGUUUAUCAUACUUAAUAUAACUACCUGCCAUUUAACUGUUCCCCCCCCCCCCCCCCCCAAAAAAAAAAAAAAAUGUUUGACUUUUUUUUUUAUCAUCAUUCUUCCUGAUUUAGUUCACAUCUUUAAAUAGCACAUAAUUAAUUAUGUGCAUUAUUGCUGUAAAGUUUCAGAUGUUGCCUAACAUGGUCGCUGUUCUGGAGAAAGAAUCCCAGAGGAGAUGACGGUUAUCCUUUAUCUUUUACGUUACCAAGUUUUGGGGCAUGACACAAAAGUGCAAAUCUGAGUUUGGUUCUCCGUUCGAGCUAGAUCUCUUCUGUAUGUCUGUGGUAUUACAGAUAAAGCAGUGGCUGUUUAAAAAGAAAAAAGUGGAGGGUAAAGAUAUCUGUCCUUCAUGUGAUUUGAGUAAUGUAACAGGGUUUUGUUAAGCAUAAGAAAGUUUGAUAUUUCUUGGGCCAAUAUGGUAAAAAUCUUCUAGUGUGCCAACAUUUAGCGAGGAUUACUGUUAAGUAGUUUUGCUGUCAUUAUUAUUAUUAUUAUUAUUAUUAUUAUUAUUAUUUUCCCUUUGGUGCACCAGUUAUUUAAGAAAGCACUGUUAAAGGGAGUUAAAUGCUCAAGUAAAAGAUUAAAGUCUUGGGGGAAAAUAAAUAAAUAAAUAAUAAUCUUGCAUCGAAUUGCACAUUGCCCUUCCUUGGUCGCUCCAGUUCUACAGAUGAUAAAUUUGAUAAUGGUUUUCUUCCCCAUGCAUCUCCUAUCAGAGAUGUAUGUGUCAUUGCCCCGUGUUUGACACUUCGGUGUGCCCUUAUACUUUCAUGCUCUUCUGUAGAAUCUAUUUGAGUAUUUGGUCUCAAGCCAAUUUACUUUAAUGGAUCACCAAUAGACACGCUUUUUUUUCUCUUUGUGUUGUUCCAAACAAGUGUUCCUUCAAUUCACGUGUUACGCAGAUAAAAUGGCAUGUUGAGGCUGUCUCUUGAAGUGGAAGGGACAUGUGAUGGGAAUCACAAGCUUCCACAGCAAGACCGUAAGCCCAUAGUGACUGUUGCAUAGCAACCGUUUAACAUUCUAGUUACAUUUGUAAAAUGUUUAGUUUCGUCUUUGGCUGUGGCGUGAAGCUAACUUGUCAUCUGAGUGGACAAAAAAAAAAAAAGUGCAUGCGUACUUCAUGCAGAGCUGUUGGAGUAAAAAUGACUUAUUUUUGAUUUUUAUUUUGUAAAUGUUAGUUCUUUAUUCCUUUUUUUUUUGUACAGGUAUUUGUGAAUUUAUUGUACUUAAUUUUUCCCCCACAGCCAUGGAGUCAUUGUUUUCUGAAAAUCAUGAUUGUCAUGGUAUCUAACGCUUAAAUACACUUUCAACCUCAUUUGCUGAAACGUUUCUGUUUGCUUUCUUUUACUCACCACUUUCACCACAUGCUAAACUACACCAACCAGAAGUCUUUGCAGCACCUGAAUUUGCACAAUUUAAGUGCUUGCAAGAUCAUCAUGAUGACGUAUUGCAAUGGCCGAUGUAUUGUCUUUUUUUUUUUUUUUUCCUUUUAUGAUUUGACACAGCUGUUUUAUUGUCUGUAAUGCACAGAAAUCAUAAAAAAACUGACACAUACAAUGCAAAUACCAUAAAUUUAAUAAUUAGGUUGUUAGCUGUAGUUAAAACCUGUAGUGGGAGGAACUACAUGUCUUGACUAUAAUUAGAAAAAUCCGAUUAAAGAUGUGUAAUUUCCUUACAUCUGUAAUAAUGUAAAUGAAAUGUAUGGCUAGGAUAGUUUUACCAUUAGAUGUGUUUCUUUUCAUGUAUUAAAAUUUUAAGCACUGAACAUAUAAUAAUAUGAAUACCACUAAAAGAGUAACGGCUUUUUGGGGUUUAUGAUUUUGCUUUUCAGUGAUUUUACCAAAUGUGUUCUUUUACAGCGUUUACAAGAAUAGGUGAGCUGAUGUGUAAUAAAUCCAAUAAGCCCUGCAUUUUGGGCAAAGCAAACAAUUUUGUAAGGAUGAAACAUUUUGAAGUGGGUUAUAAUCAAUAUUUGGCAAUGUACGACUAUGACGAUGUGCAAUCUGGAGAUAACGUAAUGUAACCUAAUGUUGCUAUAGGCACUUUUGUUCCUGUGGCAGUGUUCGAUUAGCAGAUCUGUGUUAUGACUGUUUUGCUAGCAAUGUUGGCUAAUGCAGGGAGGAUUGGCUGACUAUCUCCUUUGACUGUGUGUGUGUGUGUAUAUAUGUAUGGAUGUGUGCAUAUGUGUCUGUUUUCACUGUAACCUAUCUCUACGUUCAGUAUAUAAAGAGGUUUGUUAAUGAA
This is a messenger RNA of Neoarius graeffei (lesser salmon catfish), 4271 nucleotides long. It is a transcript of the gene dcun1d4, whose product is annotated as DCN1, defective in cullin neddylation 1, domain containing 4 (S. cerevisiae). Lineage: Eukaryota; Metazoa; Chordata; Actinopteri; Siluriformes; Ariidae. Gene Ontology annotation, cellular component: ubiquitin ligase complex. Bases 404 to 1123 code for a protein of 239 amino acids. Gene Ontology annotation, molecular function: ubiquitin-like protein binding; ubiquitin conjugating enzyme binding; cullin family protein binding. The transcript is spliced from 8 exons. The record is from RefSeq and is a predicted model, not a curated record. Gene Ontology annotation, biological process: positive regulation of ubiquitin-protein transferase activity; protein neddylation.